Messenger RNA from Iphiclides podalirius (scarce swallowtail), 291 nucleotides. The record is from the annotation of a GenBank genome assembly. Lineage: Eukaryota; Metazoa; Arthropoda; Insecta; Lepidoptera; Papilionidae.
AUGGUUAAGCCAAGCCUUCUCCUUCCAUCAUCAUCCAGGAGAAGGCUAAAGAAGGAGAAGAGAAGGAGAUGGCUAAGUGGAACAAAAACUGGCUGUGGUUUGAGCGUCACAAUAUCCUUGAAGUCACUUCAAGAUACACUACCAGAGGACUUCAAAAUUCUGAUUGUUAUAAGAGGCAUCCCGAAUGAGAUUGAAGUCGACGAGAUACUUGUCGACAUUCCAUACCAAGCUGAAUGCGAGAGACGCAAGAAGAACAUGGGGGAUGCAGGAUCAAAAAAGAAAACCAUCGUU